Messenger RNA from Chelmon rostratus (copperband butterflyfish), 813 nucleotides. It is a transcript of the gene lhfpl4b, whose product is annotated as LHFPL tetraspan subfamily member 4b. The record is from RefSeq and is a predicted model, not a curated record. Bases 133 to 813 code for a protein of 226 amino acids. Lineage: Eukaryota; Metazoa; Chordata; Actinopteri; Chaetodontiformes; Chaetodontidae. The transcript is spliced from 6 exons. Gene Ontology annotation, cellular component: plasma membrane. Gene Ontology annotation, biological process: sensory perception of sound.
GAUGUAGAGCCCCCCGCCUCCCUCCUCUCCCUCCAUCCUCUCCUCCGCCUGCAUCCUCUCAUCCUGCAGACAAACGGACCGACCGACAGAUAAACGGACAGACAGACAGGUGGACCUCCUCCAGCCGCAGUCAUGUCGGUGUCGCCCGCUGUCGCCGACCUCUCUCGUCUCUAUCAGACAGAGUUUGUUCGCAGCGCCCGGGCGGUCGGCGUCCUCUGGGCCGUCUGUACACUCUGCUUCGCCAUCAUCCAGGUGGUCGUCCUGGUGCAGCCAUCCUGGAUCGGCACCACCGCCACCCGCCACCAGGGGGUGGGACCGGCCCCGCCCAGUGGAACCCUGGGACUGUUUGAGGUGUGUGUGGAGUCGGAAUGGCCAGUCCCAGACUGUCGUGGUGGUCUGUCCAGUCUGUCUCCUCUGCCGUCCUUCCAGUCGGUGGCAGUGUUGGUGGGAGUGUCUCUGUGGGCAGUGUGGACCAGCGUCCUCUGCCUGUGUCUCUUCAGGUUCUGCAGCGCUGCAACCGUCUACAAGAUCUGCGCAUGGCUGCAGCUCACUGCAGGUUUCUGUCUGGCAUUAGCUUGUCUUCUGUUUCCAGACUCAUGGGAGAGUCCAGAGAUGAGAGCUCUGUGUGGAGACUCUGUGGGCAGUUUCUCUCCAGGUAACUGUUCGGUCCACUGGGCCUACAUCCUGGCCAUCCUGGGGGUUCUGGAUGCUGCCAUCUUGGCCACGUUGGCCUUUGUCCUCGCCAACAGACAGGAUGCCCUGCUGCCGCCAGACGCCAAGGAGGUGACCACAGGUCUGCUGAUGUCAGCGUAG